AUACAUUGUAUACAAAGUUCAGACUGGGUCAUGUGAGAAGGGGGGCUCUUAGUCAGGCGGUAAACUUUUACAUUUAGCCGAAAUACAACGUAUUUUAGUUUUCAAAAGGAAACAUGUCCUUAUCCAAAAAUCAACUGACGGUAGCCGCCGCCGAGCAACCACGACAGCCGAAAUGCACCCGGUGCCGACACCAUGGGAUCAUCGUCCCGCAGAAGGGUCACGUGAAGUGCUGCCCGUUUCUCAAAUGUGACUGCAGCAAGUGCUUUCUCAUCACACUGCGGACUCGCAUCACGGCCGUCCAGCGAAAUCUGAGAAAAGUCCAAAAUAAAGAGCAGGGUCCCCGGACCCACACUGUCAGCCUGGUGAAACAAGCGGCUGAGGGGACUUGUACCGCCUCGGCCCCGGGUGGAGGACUGUUGUGUCCCCCAACGGAUGGGGCCCCUGAGCGGGCCGCCACCACCGUCUGGAGCCCUCACGAUCCCCGGAGCAGAGCUGCCCGGGGACGAGAGAAUGUGGCCGGGAUGGACAGCGGGAAGGUGCUAUCCUUCGCUUCUCGCGAGAAAGGGCCAUGUACACCUAUCGAUGGCCCUUACUUCGGUGAAUUUGGUCAGACUGCACCUCUGCCUGUUUUUCCCUUCCCAUUCAGGAUGUCAGGUCAUUACCCCGGCUGCUACGUGCCGUGUCCAAACAUCCCGUUGAACAUGCCGUGGCCGCCACCCGUGCCUGCUGGGCUUUACAAUGAUGGCCUCCGUGGACCCCUGAUGUUCCACUACUUCCAGUCGGGCGCUGCACAUUACCCACCUUCACCAGUGCCCGGGCCUCCAGCUGAUUGCAGACAGGUCUUCUUCACUCUUCAACCGCCCCCCCUGCCAGAGGCCUUUCAGGAGGAUCUGAUGUUCAGGCAUCUCCUGCAGCCUCCCAAACACACGGAGCAGGACAUAGACGAGCUGGACUACAGCACAGUGAGAGAUAUUAUAGGGGGACUAGAUUAUAUUAUCCAGGCUAUUUCCUCCAGGUUCUUUGCAGUUUGUUGGCAAAUAUCUGUUUUUGUCCUGCUUCGUACCAAACAAACAUGGGUCGACUACAGUCCUGUUCAGAUUGCUGGCAUGAAUGUUUCUGCACGCUGUUGGUUGUGAUGUGUAGAUAUUUAUAAUUGUGGCAUUGUUCAUAAAAGGAGCCAGCUGAUGAAGCCACAAUUAAUUUGUAUUUCUAGUUUUAGAAUAAUA
Molecule: messenger RNA, 1226 nt
Organism: Cottoperca gobio
Lineage: Eukaryota; Metazoa; Chordata; Actinopteri; Perciformes; Bovichtidae
Product: doublesex- and mab-3-related transcription factor 1Y-like
Biological process (GO): sex differentiation; regulation of transcription by RNA polymerase II
Cellular component (GO): nucleus
Molecular function (GO): DNA-binding transcription factor activity, RNA polymerase II-specific; RNA polymerase II cis-regulatory region sequence-specific DNA binding
Source: RefSeq, a predicted model, not a curated record